GAAACACAAACAAAUCUUUGAUUUAAGAAAUCCCCAACUCCAAAUCUUUUCUCCUUUAUUUGGUUGUCUUAAUUGGGUUCUUAUUAUUGAAGUACAUCAAAGAGUUGCAGAUAGAGAGAAACAUUCGGUAACAAACAUCUGAACUGUUGUUAUGAAACGAGGAUUCUCCGAUUCUCCUUCAAGCUCUGCUCCUCCUCCUUCUUCCAGAUUCAAAUCUAAUCCCGAAGGUGAUUCUCAGUUUCUGGAAGAUGAGACUACAAAGAAUUUUGCCCGGAAAGUUGCUGAUCAUUACAGUAGGAGAACAAACCAAACAUUGGAAGAGCGAGAAGCUAGUCCCAUCAUUCAUUUGAAGAAACUUAACAAUUGGAUUAAAAGUGUUUUGAUCCAGCUUUAUGCUCGUCCUGACGAUGCUGUUCUCGACCUUGCCUGUGGGAAGGGUGGUGAUUUGAUCAAGUGGGAUAAGGCGAGAAUCGGGUACUAUGUUGGAAUUGAUAUUGCUGAAGGGUCGAUUGAAGAUUGUCGCACGCGUUAUAACGGUGAUGCAGACCAUCAUCAACGGCGUAAAAAGUUCAGUUUUCCGUCUCGAUUAUUAUGUGGGGAUUGUUUUGAGGUAGAGCUAGACAAGAUUCUUGAAGAGGAUGCCCCUUUUGAUAUCUGCAGUUGCCAGUUUGCUAUGCAUUACUCAUGGACUACUGAGGCACGUGCACGACGAGCUUUGGCAAAUGUUUCAGCUUUACUUCGUCCAGGAGGUGUCUUUAUCGGAACAAUGCCAGAUGCCAAUGUUAUUAUAAAAAAACUCAGAGAAGCUGAAGGUUUGGAGAUUGGUAAUAGUGUUUACUGGAUUCGUUUUGGUGAAGAGUAUUCCCAAAAGAAGUUCAAAUCUAGCAGCCCAUUUGGUAUCGAAUACGUGUUUCAUCUCGAGGAUGCUGUUGAUUGUCCUGAAUGGAUUGUGCCCUUUAACGUCUUCAAGUCUUUAGCGGAGGAGUAUGAUUUAGAGUUGGUAUUUGUGAAGAACUCCCACGAGUUUGUCCAUGAGUAUAUGAAAAAGCCAGAGUUUGUCGAACUCAUGAGAAGGCUUGGUGCUUUGGGUGAUGGUAGCAAUGAUCAGAGCACAUUAUCAGCUGAUGAAUGGGAAGCUGCAUAUUUAUACCUCUCUUUUGUCUUGAGAAAGAGGGGAGAAUCAGAUGGAGCUCGAAGGAGCGGGCGGAGGAAGAAUGGGAAAAUGAACUUGUCGAAAGAUGAUGUUUUGUAUAUCGAUAGCUGAAGUGUCAAAGAGUGUUUCUUUUACUCUUAGAGUCUCUGUUUUUGGUCUCACUUCGUUGUCUUACGUUUUUGGCCAUUUGAAUUGAGAGAUUGCAUUACUUUAGAAAAAUCUGAUCCGUUCACAAGAAAGAAGAUGAGAAGAAGCCAAAUAAUAUUAUAGUCGUUGAACACUUGUGUUUUCAAGUGUAUAGGCUUUGAUAUACCAUCAGGAUGAUGAACAUGGUUACCAUCAUGAUCAUUAUUCAUGAUUUGUAUUGUGAUGUAUUCGUAGCGUACUUUGUUUAACAAGGUCCAUGCCUUUUUAUUUGUAUUACUAUCUUUUGGGAUUAGGUCGAGUUUGAACUAGAGGAAAUUGAGAAAAAUUUCAAGCUUUUGUUAUGUUACUACUCUCUUAGUUUUUGAUGUCAGUUUCUCUUUCUUUUACACUAAAAAGACG
This is a messenger RNA of Arabidopsis thaliana (thale cress), 1699 nucleotides long. Its product is annotated as mRNA capping enzyme family protein. Gene Ontology annotation, molecular function: mRNA 5'-cap (guanine-N7-)-methyltransferase activity. Lineage: Eukaryota; Viridiplantae; Streptophyta; Magnoliopsida; Brassicales; Brassicaceae. Gene Ontology annotation, biological process: RNA 5'-cap (guanine-N7)-methylation; 7-methylguanosine mRNA capping. Bases 152 to 1264 code for a protein of 370 amino acids. Gene Ontology annotation, cellular component: nucleus. The transcript has 13 exons. The record is from RefSeq and is marked reviewed.